AAUGUAGUCCUCACGUGCAGUUGUUGUGGUACCUUCUUUGAGAGCGAUCCACUGAGACUAUUCUACGUGCACAAGGGAAAAGCUGAGGGACUGCGCGAAAUACUGACCUACUUUCAUAGCGUAUUAACAGCAGCCUAUACUUCAACAAGCACACAAUCAGCAGGAACUUGCAAGUUGCACACAACCUUUGUUAUGUAUUUAUUUCUUAGCCGCUUAUUUCUCUGCUUGCUCAUGUGAGACUUCACUGACGUCAAAACAGCACAUUGUGAACCUGAUCUAUGAUGGUCUUCCUGUUGCCAGCCUCUGCCUCUUUGAGAAUGAGCAUCUUGUUGUCCACACCAGCAAUAUAUUGCACUAUUCUGCAGCUUUCAGAGCACAACUUUGUCCCUAUUUGUGCAUGGACAUCGUGUUCAUUAUCGCUGAAGUUCCCUAACAAGCCACUUUUCUGUUGGUCCUUUGAGACGACUUACCGUCCUCAUCUAUUGCAAAGCCUGCACUUGCUGUUAGCCAUCACAGUCACUUCAUUAUGCAUUUCUUGAUUAUAUAGGAUUGGCAUAGCAUACACUCCGCUGUCUUAACUUGAUUGUUGUUUCUGGCAGCCUCCACAGGAUACAAAAUUGUAAGAUUCCCCAAUGAGGACAACCAGGUGGCAGUCGUGCCAUCCACAUGGGUGGUCGGCACAAACUGUUUUUGGCCGCCAGAGAAGGAGGAGAAAAAGGUGGGAUUCUAUGUAAGGAAAAACAAGCCCCCUGGAAUGCACUGGCGGUUUCUGGAGUGUGAGGAAAUGGAAGCAUAUGAAAGCUUUGAGGAGGCACGAAAAAUGCUCCCUAUUGCCACAAACACCUCUGACCUCAAUGGUGAGCUGGAGUAUGGAAGGGGAAAAAGACGCAGAGUCAGAAGGUUGCUGUCGGACGAUGAUAGCCCUCCGCCUGUCACACCUCCCCGCCGCCGCCAACCAACAUGCAAUGAAGGCCAUGCAGCAAGCGAAAGGCACACCCAAAGGAGGAAGCAUCUUCCUGAACUUUCAGAUGAGGAGUACUCACUACCUGCAACCCCUCCUCCUCCUCUUCGUAAACAAAAACGUGAUAGCUACAAUGCACGAAAUGUGUUGAAUUUUCACACAUCCACUAGCCAGCCCUUGUCCCCCGUCAUAAGACACACAAAGGAUGUGCAGCGUUCAAGCUCCCAGUCAAGCCUAUUUCAUUUGGGAGGUUCAAGUAGAGAAGGCAGACAGAGUACAAACUGGAAACCUGCCAGCAGAAUGUUUGGAAUAUCUGCUGAGUUGCCAACUAGCCAGUCAAACCUUCGUGAAUUGGACUGCAGCAAUGAGUCUGGAAAACCCAGCAGUGACGGUGAUGAAUCACCUGGAGCUUCGGAAAUCUGCGCGCCUGGAAGAACACAAAACUUUUCUGGAAAAAGGUCCUCCGCACUUCUUAAGUGCACAGAGUCAAGGCCUCCUGGGAGUUGCACCACUUCAUUUGCACAGCCAUCAACCAACACCCCAGAGUUCGAGAAGAAAGUGCUGCGCAGCCUCCACAUCAUGUCAUUGCGGCUUCUAGAGCACUCCGACCAGCUGGACAUAAUGUUGUCAUAUUUGCAAGAACCCAAAGAGACAGACGAGUCAAACAUCAUUACACGUCCACUUGUUGAUGUUGAAAGUUUCGUGAAGUUUGAUGAAGAACUGCAACACUCUCACAAGAAAAAGGAACAGCUGCAGCGACAGAUGAUAAAAAUUGGGGGCACAAGCAGUGGAGACAGAGCCAGACGCAUCCUCUACAAAAUAAUUGCAGAUGAGGUGGCCCAGCAAUUCAACUGGACAGGGGCAGGUGGCAAAAUGAAGUUCAGUUCAUUAGAGUGCUGCAACGUGAUGUGUAGUGCUAUCAGCAAAGCAACAAAUGAAGGGACACUCGCCGAAGCAGAGAAAGCAAUACAAACGUGGCUGAGGCAUGCACGCGAAAGGCUGAGCAAGAAAGCAGCAAAACAGCGUACAGCAUAGUGGUUCUACUCCUCCAACCUCAUCAAGAGAGUUCAGGAAACACUGAAGAGCUUAGUGCAGCUGGACUGAAUGGUUUUCACAUUGUUCUCACAUUGUUGUCUUAUAUGUACAGGUCCCGACAAAAGUUUACGGAACACGCGAGCGGUGUA
Messenger RNA from Ornithodoros turicata, 2145 nucleotides. RefSeq lists its product as uncharacterized. The record is from RefSeq and is a predicted model, not a curated record. Bases 755 to 1996 code for a protein of 413 amino acids. NCBI's taxonomy places the organism in Eukaryota, Metazoa, Arthropoda, Arachnida, Ixodida, Argasidae. The transcript is spliced from 11 exons.